UGUUAUUUGUUUAUUUAUUUUCACUUUACUUCUUUCCAUUAAUUUCCAUACCAAAUUAAUCCUCUCUUCCUCCUCUCACUUUUUCUCUCCUCAAAUUUUGUUCUUGUUCAUUACUUCAAACAACAAAAAUGAAACGUUUCUCUGCUAAAAAUCUGCACCAACUCUUCUGCUAUCAUUCCUCUCCUUCUUCUUCUUCCUCGUCUUCCUUUGUUCAAGCUUCACGAUGGCGUUCCUCCAAGAAUAACCCUUCCUUCAAAACCCUUGCUUCCUUUCUCUUCUUGAUCUUCCUCUUCGUUCUCCUCGCCUUCUUCGUCCGUCACGGCUGGAUUACAACGGCGGAGGGAGAAGAUGGGGUUAAGAACAAAAGGUCAAAAGCAGCCGGCUCAACAAACAACACGUGUCCAGCGCACUUCCGUUGGAUCCAGGAAGAUCUACGGCCAUGGAGAGAAAGGGGAAUAACAAGAGGAAUGGUAGAACGGGGGCGUAGAACGGCCCAUUUCCGAGUAGUAAUCGUGGAGGGGAGGGUGUACGUAGAGAAAUACAAAGGUUCAAUCCAGACCAGAGAUGUAUUCACAAUGUGGGGGAUUUUGCAACUUGCGAGAUGGUACCCUAAGAAAUUGCCAGAUCUUGAACUCAUGUUUGACUGCGACGAUCGCCCAGUCGUCCGAUCUAAUGGGUUUAUGAAUGCAAUCUCGGGCCCGCCUCCUUUGUUCCGUUAUUGCUCCGAUGAGUCCAGUUUGGAUAUUGUUUUCCCUGAUUGGUCCUUUUGGGGAUGGGGUGAAAUAAACAUAAAACCUUGGAAAAUGGUAUUGGAAGAUAUAAAAGAAGGGAACAAGAGGACCAGGUGGAAGGAUAGGGUGCCCUUAGCUUAUUGGAAAGGUAACCCCCAGGUCGAUCCUUCUCGAAGAGACCUUCUCAAAUGUAAUCUCACUCAACAACAAAAUUGGGACACUCUCCUAUAUGUUCAGGAUUGGGACAAAGAAGCCAAAGAAGGGUACAAGCAAUCAAACCUAGAAGAUCAAUGCACCCACAGGUAUAAAAUAUACAUAGAAGGAUGGGCAUGGUCAGUGAGUGAGAAGUAUAUAAUGGCAUGUGACUCAAUGACAUUAUACAUGAAACCAAGAUUCUAUGAUUUCUUCAUAAGAGGGAUGGUUCCUUUGCAACACUUUUGGCCCAUCAAUGACCAAUCCAAAUGCUCUUCACUUAAAUUUGCUGUCCAAUGGGGUAACAAUAACACCAUUCAGGCAGAAGCAAUAGGAGAAGAAGGGAGCAAAUAUUUACAAGAGAAUCUAAAGAUGGAAUUAGUGUAUGAUUACAUGUACCAUUUACUAAAUGAAUACAGCAAGCUUCUUAAAUUCCGGCCAACGGUGCCCCCCGGUGCGGUGGAGUUGAAGCCCGAGACGAUGACCGGCGCCGCCCUGGGUUUGCAUAAGAAAUUUUUGGAGGAUUCCUUGGAAAAGUCACCGAGUCAAACAGAGCCGUGUGAUUUGCCACCUCAUGAUCCAACGGUUCUCCAUGAGUUUCGUGAGAAGAAAUUAAAUGCCUUAAAUAAAGUCCAAACUUGGGAAAAAGAAUAUUGGGAAAAACAAAGCAAAGCCAAUAAUAAUUAGAAUUUUUGGUAAGGCCGUUUGAGGCAAACAUUACCUCUAGACUAUAGUAAUUGUUUUUUUUUACAAUAAAUAUAAUAAUUUCAUAUCUAA
Molecule: messenger RNA, 1700 nt
Organism: Cucumis sativus (cucumber)
Lineage: Eukaryota; Viridiplantae; Streptophyta; Magnoliopsida; Cucurbitales; Cucurbitaceae
Product: protein O-glucosyltransferase 1
Exons: 6
Coding region: 129-1610 (493 amino acids)
Source: RefSeq, a predicted model, not a curated record